GAGAUCAUGACCUGAGCCGAAGCUGGACUCCCAACAGACUGAGCCACCCAGGCGCCCCAUAUGGUUGCAAUUCUUAUGGCAGUUCUUACAAAGUACUACAUACAUCUGAGGAAAAGCCCCUCUUGGAAAGGGGCUGUCUUAAAGUAUUAAAAUCUUACAUAAAAUUGUCAACACCACACAAUAUGUUUGGGCCGUGAGGAGAAAGGAAAGGAGAAGAUACAAGUCAUAAACUGAUGUGUCAGAAAUGAUCAAUUUGGGAAACUGAAUUUAUCAACACUAUUAAAGGGCUCAAUUAUUUUGUUGGGAUGAGCACUGGGUGUUGUAUGUAAGUGAUGAAUCAUGGGAAUCUAUUCCCAAAUCAAGAGCACACUGUAUUCACUGUAUGUAAGCUAACUUGACAAUAAGUUAUAUUUUAAAAAAAGGGCCCAAAUAUUUUACAUAGUGAUUCCAAAUAUUAAUUUUGAUUAUAAAGUAUCAAGUUUAUUUCAUUUUGUAUGGUUUCAUGAUUUUUAAUGGGAAACACCAUAAUAAAGGUGUUUUUUGUAUUGUGGGUCCAUUAGUCAUGAAAUCAAUUUGUUUGCUAUGAUCAACAUUUUAAAAAAGAAAAUAUAAUUGCAUAGAAAAUACAAGAAUGCAUUAUACCUAGGUAAACUAAAUAGUAUUUUGUGAAAUUUUUGUUUCAGUUACAUGUGUGUACCAUAAUAUAUAUUUCUUAUUGUGGGAUGUGACCAGAAAAAAAAAAAAAGUUUGAAGUCACUAGUAUGGUGGAAAAGUCUUCGGAAUUAGCCAGGCCUCAGUUUGAAUCUGAGCUCUGGGUGACUUUUGCAAGUUAUUUACCUAACUUCUGUGGAUCAAUCCCCUCAUCAAAAAAGGGAGAGGAAAUAAUAUCUCCUUCCGUUUGGUGUGUAUGUGUGUAAAGAUUAGAGAUUCCUUAAGUAGAAUGCCUAAAAUAUUGUUAAUGAUAAAAAUAUAUAAUUGCUUCCAAGCGUCCCCAAAAUAAUGCACUCUAUGUAAAAACACUUCAUUCACUUAGGAGGGAGAGGAUCUGAGGAUGUGUGUUAUUGAUGACUACAUCUGUUUGUUAUAUCUAUAGUCUAAAACUACAUUGCUCAGUCUUUUUCUCCAAUUUGAUUUAGUAAGGAGAUUUGAGUUCUUUCCCCUUCCUAGUCUCACGUUGUACUUAUCUAUAUUAUGGACUUUUGGCACUUAAUUAUACAUUUGUCAUAUUUUCUAAUCAUUUCAUAGUUCAGCUGUGUUACAAACUUUCACAUCUCUUCUAGUGCUUAAAACAGUGCUGGGCACAUUACAGAGUGAAGGAUGAGAAUCUAUUAAAUGUGGCCCAUAGCACACCUUUUGCAAAGUAUCACUUGUAUAAGGGGAAGCAGAUGAAAUCCUGAUUCUGCCAGUAUUUCUCACCCAAUCUACUCCAUGCUAAACAGGUCAGUUAGGCACUAAGUCAUGUCUCUGGGUAGUACAAGUGGAAGGUGUGAACAGAGAAACCACUUUAUCUGAGGACAGUCGAAAAUUAGAUCCUACUUUCCCCUCCCCACUCCUUUUCCCAUCGGGGAGGGGACAUUUAUAAGCCCUGAGGACCAGGGUCCAGAAACCGGCUGGCGUCCUGAGCUCCAGAGGCUUGCCAGCACGCACGAUCUCCCGCACUGAGAGCCCUUCUUCCCAGAUGAAUUCUCAUAGUAUCACAGACGCGCGCAGUGUCGAUCGAUACUGGAUGGCAGACGUGCUCCCGCCGUCAAGUGUAGGCACAAGGCGGUGGAUUUAGCCAGCCUGCCGCUCGGUCGCAGCUUCUCAUCAGCUCAAUAAGGGCAGAGGACGUUAACCCGUUCCCCGGCGGACACCCACUCGGUCGCCUCCCAACACCCGCUGUCCGCAGCCCCUUCCCCUCGACUUCCCCCCACUCGGCCUCCCUCAGACUCCCACGCGUGUCGGGGGUGCGGUGCAGCAGGGGCCCGGCCCGAAAGGAGGGCGCCUCAUCGGUUGCCUCUCCGCCCGGCUCCCUGGACGGUCCUUGGAGGCAGCUGAGGCAGGGAGUACCGAGCUUCUUCACACUCUGGACCUUACCUUUUUAUAUCUUCUUCCGCUGGUGGGCGGCAGGGGGGGAGGCAGCCCCGAAGCCAGAUGCUGGGGCCGCGCGGAGGCCGCUGCGUGGUGGGGUGGGGGCACGCGCCUCAGCCAGCCUCUUGGACCCCUGAGAGCCCAGCCAGGCGAAAACCCCGCCCCUGGCGCCCGCUCCCACUCCUGAUUGGCCGGCCCAGCCUGAAGGCUACCGGUGGUCCCCCGGCCCGAAUCUCAGCUAUAAAGGCAGCCCACGCAUGACGGCUGUGGCGAAGCUCGGGUAGCUGCGGUGCUCGUCCGCUUUCAGCCCCCGCGGCGCCCCCUUUACUCCUUGCCCCCAGAGCGCUCCCGACUCCACCAUGCCGAGGGGCUUCCUGGUAAAGCGAACUAAACGGACAGGGGGCUCCUACCGAGUGCGCCUAGCUGAGCGGAUCUUCCCACUGCUGGGGCCCCAGGGGGCGCCGCCCUUCCCCGAGGAGGCUUCCAGUGCUCCCCAGCCAGGUGCGGAGCAGGUGGCACCCCCCACUCUGGAGGAGGCGGCAGCCUGCGAGCUGUCGGGGUCGUCCUGUCAGGCGGCUAGGGUGAGCCCAGGGGAGGGCGGGCAGGAAGGUGCUGCGGAGUGGAGGGCGGAUGGCAGGGAGGGCCCCGGGCCCAGCCCCAGCCCCACCAAGCCGGCGGGCGUGGAGCUGCGCCGGGCAUUCCUGGAGCGCUGCCUCAGCUCACCCGUCUCUGCAGAGUCCUUCCCCGGGGGUGCCGCCGCGGUGGCUGCUUUCUCCAGCUCGGCGGCGCCAGCAGCUGCACCGACCUCCGGGGAGCAGUUCCUGCUGCCGCUCCGGGCACCAUUCCCAGAGCCAGAGUUCCAUCCAGACCCUGCGCCCCUCUCGGUCACCCUGCAAGGCCUAAAGCGGGCCGCUGGCAACGAGCGCCGUGCCAAGGCACCUCCGGCCUGCGCGUCUGGACCCGCGGCCGCCGGAGUCAAGAAGCCAAAGGCCAUGAGGAAGUUGAGCUUCGCAGAUGAAGUGACCACGUCCCCUGUUCUGGGCCUGAAGAUCAAGGAGGAGGAGCCCGGAGCACCGUCCAGGGGCCUGGGGGGCAGCCGCACGCCACUGGGGGAGUUUAUCUGCCAGCUAUGCAAGGAGCAGUACGCGGACCCCUUCGCUCUGGCUCAGCACCGCUGCUCCCGCAUCGUACGCGUCGAAUACCGCUGCCCUGAGUGCGACAAGGUCUUCAGCUGCCCUGCGAACCUCGCCUCCCAUCGCCGUUGGCACAAGCCCCGUCCCGCAGCGGCAAAUGCUGCCACAGUCUCUUCAGCCGACGGAAAGCCACCUCCUUCCUCAGCCUCCCCAGACUCUGGGGCUGUUGCAUCUUUCUUGGCGGAGGGGAAGGAGAACAGCCGGGCAGAGCAAACGGCGGAUCAGCACCUGCAGGCGAGGGACAGCUCCAGGGCGGAGCAGCACCAGGACAGCGCCCCACACCCGGGCCUCCAGGUGUCCCACCCCGAGCCACCGCUGCCUCAGGUCCCCUACACGGAGGGGAUGUUGGGGCGCCGGGUGCCUGGGCCAGGCAGUGCCAGUGGUGUCGGGGGACCCGAGAUCUUCAUGUGCCCAUAUUGCCACAAAAAGUUCCGUCGCCAAGCCUAUCUGCGCAAGCACCUAGGCACUCACGAGGCAGGCUCUGCUCGUGCACUUGCCCCGGGCUUUGGCUCUGAACACGGUGCCCCGCUCGCCUUCGCUUGCCCGCUGUGCGGGGCCCACUUCCCUUCCGCAGACAUCAGGGACAAGCACCGGUUGUGGCACGCGGUCCGUGAGGAGCUGCUCCUGCCUGCUCUGGCUGGGGCCCCCCCUGAAGCUCAAAGCCCAGGCGGGGCAUCCGACGGGAGUGCUCAGCAAAUUUUCUCGUGCAAACACUGCCCGUCCACUUUUUUUAGCUCCCCGGGGCUGACCCGGCACAUAAAUAAGUGCCACCCCUCAGAAAGUCGGCAGGUACUGCUGCUGCAGAUGCCGUUGCGGCCUGGCUGUUGAGGACAGAGAUGAGGAAGAUUAUGCGGUUGGCUUUGGAGGAAACAGAGCAAGGGAAUUUCUGUGGGGAUUUCUUGAAUUUGCAAGUUUACCCUCUUUGCUGCCUAUAUUUUCUCUCCUAAAACUCCCAGUAGUCAAUGUUCCGCCAGAGAAGCGGACAGCGAAAUGUAAAAUCCCUCUCUAGAGCAGGUAUGUAUAUGAUAUAAACCUUCGCGGUCAAGGACUGUCACUUUAAAAGCCUUCUCUCUUACCCCACGAAAAUAGGAUUUCCCCCCUCAUUCUGGAGACCCUAACGAAUCCUAUAUGACUUGUAAUUCCUAUGGAAAGUCGUAGUGAAUAUGUGCAUGUCUCAAUAUCUGCAAAUGAUUCUAACUACCAAAAGUGGUAGUCUUUUUUUUUUUUUUCCUUGCCAUUGCAGGCGCCUAUGUAGUUUCUGUCUCAAUAGGGUCAGAUUUCUUGCAUUGUAUAUUCUGUGAAUUAAAAGUUAUGUGAUUGGUGCCAAACGUACAGGGGGUUGGGGAAAGACUCAAGACCUCUGCCUGUGGGCAGGAAAUGUAAGGGGAUGUUUGCGCUUUGGGGGGAUAUGGGGAUCUCCCUGUAAACGUUCUCUUUCUCAAGUAUUAGUAGUCCAUUCUUAAGUUAGUGUUUGGAGGUGGAGAGGGUGCUACUUUACUUGGAGGGGGUUGAGAUGCCCCCAAAUUCUCACCUUUAGCUUUUUUGUGUGUUUUCAGGAAGAGAUACUUUAACAUAUUUUUUUUUUUUUUUUUUUUUUUUGGAAAUAUAAAACUCAUUUCCGGAAGUUUGACUGUUUUAGUAGGGUUUCAUCCAAAUUGUUUAAUCCUUCUGUUGUAAAUCUUAUACAGUGUUAUAUAUGAAACUAUGUUCAGCUUAAGGAAGAUGUUAAUACCUAUCUAUAAUCCACUAUGGAACUGAAUGACUUUUCAUUCAAUAUUCAUUUUUCAGCAGCAAUCUGUUUCUGAAAUUUCUUUUUGUAAACCAUAUUCAGUGCACACUCUGUACCCAUGCUCUAAUAGCCAGAGUUUGGGACACUGGCUGAGUAUUGCUCGACAGAUAGCCCAUAUUUGUAAGAUGCUUACCACCAAAUAAAUGUACAUAGCUGGUG
Felis catus (domestic cat) is the source of this 5211-nucleotide messenger RNA. RefSeq names its product INSM transcriptional repressor 2 (gene INSM2). Gene Ontology annotation, cellular component: transcription repressor complex; nucleus. Gene Ontology annotation, biological process: neuron differentiation; regulation of cell cycle process; negative regulation of transcription by RNA polymerase II. NCBI's taxonomy places the organism in Eukaryota, Metazoa, Chordata, Mammalia, Carnivora, Felidae. The record is from RefSeq and is a predicted model, not a curated record. The coding region runs from base 2430 to 4091 and encodes 553 amino acids. The transcript has a single exon. Gene Ontology annotation, molecular function: DNA-binding transcription repressor activity, RNA polymerase II-specific; RNA polymerase II cis-regulatory region sequence-specific DNA binding.